Messenger RNA from Paracoccidioides brasiliensis Pb18, 711 nucleotides. RefSeq lists its product as uncharacterized. The transcript has 4 exons. Bases 1 to 711 code for a protein of 236 amino acids. The record is from RefSeq and is a predicted model, not a curated record. Gene Ontology annotation, cellular component: RNA polymerase II transcription regulator complex. Gene Ontology annotation, molecular function: DNA-binding transcription activator activity, RNA polymerase II-specific; transcription cis-regulatory region binding.
AUGCCCGCUGUUCUCGCCAGUUCGCUUUCGAUUCUUCCGCCCUCCUCGGAACGCCCCGCGCCACCGUCAUCAGAUAACUAUGGGAAAUAUCCACUCAAUUCCCAUAUUAUUGAUGAUAACGACAAUGGCAGCAAUGGCAAUGGCGCUACGCAAGUUAUAGGCGGACCCGAAAUGCAGGAGGUUCCAGCAGACUUCAACCACCAAAGAAGCAGCAGUGAGGAGAAGGAAACAUUGACGCCAGCCCAAAGCAGACGGAAGGCACAAAAUAGAGCUGCUCAACGAGCCUUUCGAGAACGAAAGGAACGACGUGUUCACGACCUUGAGCAGGAGUUAAAUGAAUACAAAAGUAACUAUUUUUUUCUAAUGGAAGAUAACGAAAGCCUAAAAAGGCAAAUGGCAAAAGUUGCGAUGGAAAAUGAAAUUCUUCGAGCUACGUCAGUCAACAAUAGGGGCGCAAGCGGCGGUCAUGACCACGAUCCGCAACCCACCACAACAGGGCCAUUAAGAUAUUUGCCAACCGACAAUUUCUCGAGCACUGGAAAGAAGAAGCAUCCAGUUCAUCGCAUCGCGGUUAGCAGGACGACGGGAGAGAAAUUGCUAGAUGUAUCCGCCAUGUGGGAUCUGAUCGGGCCGGUUAUUGAGGAAGCACAUGUGUUUCAGGCUAGAGAGGAGAGUAUCGCAUCUGGGAGCGGCGAGCUAAUCAAGAUUUGA